Molecule: messenger RNA, 912 nt
Organism: Lachancea mirantina
Lineage: Eukaryota; Fungi; Ascomycota; Saccharomycetes; Saccharomycetales; Saccharomycetaceae
Source: the annotation of a GenBank genome assembly
AUGGCUUCACAGUUGUCAGAAGCCGAGAAACGUCGUAUUCUUCGGGAGAGAAGACAAAAGAAGUUCAGCAAUGGUGGAGCUUCGUCGAGACUAGGUAAGAUUACUGGAGAAACCGACAAGAGUUUUUUGGCUUCGGAAUCGCCGCUGGAUGCGAAGAAACCUUUACCAAAGAAGCAAGAGGAGAGUUCGUCGCGGAGUGAUGUUGAGGAGUCGACUAAACAGAUGGAUGAGCUUCUGGCAAGCAUUUCCACACCUUCGAAAAAUCAACAAAAUCAUGGGAAAAAGCAAACACAUGAUGUCAAGAAUCCUGAGAUGGAUUUGUUUUCACAGUUGGCUAAAAUGCAGCAGGAAAAUCCCGCUGGAUUUGAUGUUCCUGAUACCGGGGACUUGUUUUCACAAUUUUUGAAAUCUGCACAGCAGCAAGGCCCCGAUUCCGUACAAAGUCCUGGUGUGAAAACUGCAGAUCCCACUGUCAUUGAAUUGCAUUUCAAGAGAGUCAACCGCAUCAAAUCUAUAACCGUUCUUUUGAGAUGGAUUAUACUUUUGCCGUACCUUGUUAUGAUCAGCAAGCCGCGCUACAACGUCGCACUUGAGCAGCACUCAUUAGGGCUCUCGAAUGUCUUUGACAGAGCUAAUUUCUUCACAGUAUUCACUACAUUUGAGCUUGUUGCGUUAUCGAUUUAUUUUCAGCGUGUGCUGAAUCUAGAGAGAGAGACGGGGAUUAACACCUUGGAGAGCGGUAAUAAAAUCUUGAAACUCGUGUCGUUCAUUCCUGAGGGCAUCAUACCGAUCCCAGAUCUGCGAGGCAAGAUUUCUCAAGCCGUUCAAUACUGGGGAGUUGUCUCUAUGUACUUGACUGACUUAUGCUUUGCCAUCGUAAUUAUCGGAGUUGUACAGUAUUUGUAUUCAUAA